Molecule: messenger RNA, 1935 nt
Organism: Drosophila eugracilis
Lineage: Eukaryota; Metazoa; Arthropoda; Insecta; Diptera; Drosophilidae
Product: zinc finger protein 845
Exons: 5
Coding region: 65-1915 (616 amino acids)
Biological process (GO): regulation of transcription by RNA polymerase II
Cellular component (GO): nucleus
Molecular function (GO): RNA polymerase II cis-regulatory region sequence-specific DNA binding; DNA-binding transcription factor activity; zinc ion binding
Source: RefSeq, a predicted model, not a curated record
UUGGUCACACUAACACAAUGCUAAAUAUAAAUUUAAUAAACAUUGCGCACUUUCGUCUAAAAAUAUGAGAUGUGUUGUGCCCAGCUGCCGGAAUUCUUUCAUCGGCAGAUCCAAAAGGAAUCCAGGCGAGGAGCAGCAGAUCGGUUUCUUCCGGUUUCCCAAGUGCCCGGAAACAUUCAAAAAGUGGCUGGAAUUUUGUGGCUUUUCCGAGAACUCCUUAAAAUUGAAGAAUCCGUGCAUUUGCAUAACGCAUUUCAAAGACGAGGACAUUGAGGGAAGCUUAAAGUUUCAGAUGGGACUUGCCAAAAAACGAACUUUGCGGCCGGGUGCGGUUCCAUGUUUGAAUAAAAGUCAGGAAAGUCCUUCGGAAAGAGCCCGUAAUGAAAGGUCACAGCGGCGCAGAAAUCAGAAACUGGUUGCCGAACUCUUAGCGGAGGAUGAAGUCAAGUUGAGUUCUCCAGCAACGUCUGGUUUUUUGAGUUUAGACCAGGAUAAAGUUGAGUUUUCUGAUGCUUUGGCCAUCGAUCUCGAUCCACUUGUUGCUGAGGAUAAACUAGAAGAACUAGAGAAAUGCCGCAUCUGUUACAAGGACUUCAUGGUAGACUCCCGUGCGAAGGAUCUCUUUGAUGAAGCCAACAGUGUCUUGCUCUUCCACAUCGAAGUCAUUAGCGGCGUUUGGAUCAGCCACAAACCUGACCAACCUCACCUUAUGUGCCCUGCUUGUAUUUCAUCCCUGGAUCAGGCCAUCGAAUUUAGGGAGAUGUGCAUCAACACGGAGCUCAUAAUCAAUCAACCAAAGCCCUUAACUGUCAUUAAGCCAGAUACAGCCGAGUUCGAGACUCAAACUGGGGAGUCUGCUUCAUCAAUGCCCGAUUUGGUUUUUGAUUCGGAGUGCAAUAACAUAGAAGAGAUUGAAGACGUAGAAGACCCUGUCGAAGAUGAAGUUAUAACAGAUGACCAGUUAAAUCAAGACGCAGUCGUAGAAUCUGCGCAGCCAGACUCACAGGAUCCACUUAGUGUGGCCCUGGGGGCCAAGAUAUUUAAGGAACUAAUAGAUCAAUAUACGGGUAACGAGAAAAGUAAAAACAAAAAAGAAUCUCCAAUUGCCAGGAAGCCUAGAACCAGAAAAGCCGUUGCUCGUGAACCAAAACCAAAACGCAAAGCCAACCCGAAAUCCAAAGAAGAAAGGAACCUUAUUCGACGUGCCCAGCUGCGAGAAAAGCCGCCGAAUUAUGUGUGCGAUCAGUGCGGACAAGCCUUCCGCAUGUCCCACAACCUGCGGAUGCACAUGCUACGGCACAGUCGCACCAAAAAUUAUCAGUGCACUGAGUGUCCAAAAACCUUCUACGACGCCUACAUGCGCAACAUACACAUCCGCAUUCGUCACCGUGGAGAAACACCUUUUGCCUGUCGUUUCUGCAGCGAAACGUUUGCCUAUGCGGGAGCUCGGCAAAAGCACGAGAGUGAGGUCCACAAUGCUGCGCCACGACUUAUUGUAAAGCGAAUCAAUCCCAAGCCCAUGCCUAAACCCAGAGAAAAUGUGCGCUACCAGUGCAAGCUGUGCUACAAACAUUACGCCUCCAAGUAUGCACUUGGUUGGCACAUCAAGGCGCACACAGAUGCGAACGCGUACAAGUGCCAGCGAUGUAGCAAAAGCUAUUCUGAUCCUACCAAGCUCAAGCGUCACGAGAUGACCCACGAAAAAAGGCCGCUGCAAUGUGACGUUUGCUUGAAGGGAUUCUAUCAGCGCGCACGACUGCGGGAGCACGAACUUAUUCACACGGGCGAACGUCCUCAUUGGUGUGAAGUCUGCAAUAUUCACUUCCGCUACAAGUACAACAUGAGGACUCACGCGAACAGUAAGAUGCAUCAGGAAAACGUUCGCAAAUUGGAACAAAUUAUGGAUACUGAAUGAAAGGAGAUUUUGUUUUUUAA